This is a messenger RNA of Juglans regia (Persian walnut), 1661 nucleotides long. Its product is annotated as protein TRIGALACTOSYLDIACYLGLYCEROL 2, chloroplastic-like. Gene Ontology annotation, molecular function: phospholipid binding; lipid carrier activity. Lineage: Eukaryota; Viridiplantae; Streptophyta; Magnoliopsida; Fagales; Juglandaceae. Gene Ontology annotation, cellular component: chloroplast inner membrane. The transcript is spliced from 7 exons. The coding region runs from base 167 to 1315 and encodes 382 amino acids. The record is from RefSeq and is a predicted model, not a curated record.
AAAGCCCAUAGAGCCAGACCUGGACAAAAAAGUUAGCACAAGAACUCUGACUCCCCAAAACCUAGCUCGAGGUUUUUUUUGUUUCAUUGGUAUAGCUCUCUUGAGGUCUCAUCACUCUUAAGUAGGCUAUUGGUGAAUCGUUUCUCCGUUUGAAAUCUUGCAAAGAAUGGUUGGGAAACAUUUGGUUCAGGUCUCCACAUGCCCAACAGUGCUGUCUUCAUCAUUAAUUACCCUCCCGCAUGGUUCUUCAAAUUGCUUGCCUUGUCUUCCCUCAAGACCACGAAUGAAAUUCACAAGGGUAAGAGCUAUGUCUUCUGAUGCAGCACAUAGCCAGCCAUCCUCUUCUUCAGAUAAAAAGAAUCCACUUGCAGUUGUUUUGGACGUUCCUAGAAAUAUUUGGAGGCAAACAUUACGGCCUCUGAGUGAUUUUGGGUUUGGCCGAAGGAGCAUUUGGGAAGGUGGGGUUGGGUUGUUUUUAGUGUCUGGUACAGUUCUUUUGGCACUCAGCUUGGCUUGGUUGAGGGGGUUCCAAAUCCGAUCCAAAUUCAGGAAGUACUUGGCUGUUUUUGAAUUUUCCCAGGCUAGUGGUAUUUGCACAGGAACACCGGUGAGGAUUAGGGGCGUAACUGUGGGCAAUGUCAUCGGUGUUAAUCCAUCCUUGAAAAGUAUUGAAGCAGUUGUUGAGGUUGAAGAUGAUAAAAUUUUUAUUCCUCGAAAUUCACUGGUUGAAGUGAACCAGUCAGGUCUUCUCAUGGAAACUAUGAUUGAUAUUACACCUCGAGAUCCAAUCCCAACACCUUCAGUGGGGCCUCUUGACCCAGAAUGUGUUAAAGAGGGUCUUAUUUUAUGUGAGAGGCAAAAGAUGAAGGGAUAUCAAGGAGUAAGUUUGGAUGCAUUAGUUGGGAUAUUUACCCGUCUAGGACGGGAAGUGGAGGAAAUUGGUGUUGCCAAUACUUAUUUGCUUGCUGAACGAGUAUCUUUAGUUAUUGAGGAGGCAAAGCCACUGCUUACAAAGAUCAAAGCCAUGGCUGAUGAUGUUCAACCUUUACUGGCUGAAGUUCGUGACAGUGGUCUGCUAAAGGAAGUUGAGAAUCUUACUAGAAGCCUUACACAAGCUGCUGAGGAUCUAAGAAGGGUGAAUUCAUCAAUUAUGACCCCUGAGAACACUGAGCUGAUUCAAAAGUCCAUUUACACCCUGAUUUUUACCUUGAAGAACGUUGAGAAUAUAAGCUCUGAUGUUUUGGGAUUCACGGGUGAUGAGGCUACAAGACGGAAUUUAAAAUUGCUCAUCAAGUCCCUAAGUAGGCUAUUGUGAAGACAUUUAGGUGGUGGUGGUGGAAAUAAUCUUGUAGCUUACAGCAGUAAAUUAAAAACACUAUCCUCCAUUUAUCAUUGUGGAGAGAAACCGUAGUGUUUGCUUCUUAUGGCCUUUCGUGUAUCUUGUUCGCACGGAAGCGCUCAAUGGUAUUAUUCUACAUGCAGCAAUCUCUUGUCUCGGCGGAAAUUUUAAUACAGGUUUUGUUUUGUUGACUGCUUUUCCUUUCCUUCACUAGAAUUAAAAACGUGGAUGACUUUCUGAGGAAUCUGUGUUGCUAUAUUAAGAAAGAAACUAGUGGUGCACUUGCACAAUAUGCAAUAAAAAAUUAUUCAUUUUUAAAUUA